Salvia miltiorrhiza (redroot sage) is the source of this 1692-nucleotide messenger RNA. RefSeq names its product peptide-N4-(N-acetyl-beta-glucosaminyl)asparagine amidase A-like. The transcript has a single exon. Lineage: Eukaryota; Viridiplantae; Streptophyta; Magnoliopsida; Lamiales; Lamiaceae. The record is from RefSeq and is a predicted model, not a curated record. Gene Ontology annotation, cellular component: vacuole. The coding region runs from base 1 to 1692 and encodes 563 amino acids.
AUGCAUCCUUCUCUCCUCCUCUCACUCACCCUAAUUCUUCCACUCUCCGCCGCCUCAUCGCCGCCGCUCCACCUCUCCAAAACCCACCUCCGGCGGCCUAACUCAGCCCCCGCACCGCCCCAACAAUACAUCGAAGUGAGCCGCCCCCUCCCGUUUGACUCCCUCACCCCCUCGUGCACACUUCCCCUCCUCUCCAACAACUACUCCUCCCCCACCAACUGCUCCUGGUCGAACGCCGUCCUCCACUUCUCCGCCGCUUCCAACGGCUCCCACCGCGGCCGCAUCGCCGGUAUCUGGCUGUCCGGCGCGGAGCUCGCCCGCACCAGCACCCCCGACCCCACCCCGGAAGGAACAUUCUGGAACUUCCGCAAGGACGUCACCCGCUACGCCUCCCUCCUCCGCCGCUCCAACCUCACCCUCUCCCUCACGCUGCACACCCUCGCCGGCCACCUCACCAACGACACCUAUCACGUCAACAUCACCUUCCUCUACUACGACGUUACCUCCCUCUUCCGGCCACAACAGAGCUCUGCAUCUCUCGAAUUAAAUGAAAAUCCCGCAGACCUCAUCAUACCCAUCUCUGCAGCCGGAGACGAAGGCCACUGGUUCAAAAUCCAGAGAGAAUCGGACUCACUUCUCCAAAAAAUUCAAAUUCCAUCCAACACAUACAGAGCUGUGAUCGAGAUCUACGUUUCAUCGCAUGAAAAGGAUGAGUUCUGGUACGCCAAUCCACCGGAUUACUACUUAGAGAUCAAUAAUCUUCCAACCAAGAGAGGCCACGGCUCAUACCGCGAAGUCGUCGUGAAACUCAACGAUAACGUGGUCGGAGCAGUGAUUCCUUUCCCAGUAAUCUACGGCGGAGGAAUCGAUUCUCUAUUCUGGCAGCCUCUGGUUUCAAUUGGAGCAUUCGAUUUUCCCACUUACGAGCUCGAAUUGACGCCAUAUUUAGGCAUGCUGCUGGAAAAGGGGGAUAAUCCGCAUUUCCUAGGGUUGGAGGUCGCCGAUGCGCUUUCAUAUUGGCUGAUCGACGCAAAUCUGCACCUAUGGCUCGACAACAAUGGCGAUAGGGUUUUGGCCGGCCCGAUCGAGUACAGCGAUCCACGCAUCUGCCUGGAACGCGAGUCGAAAUUCCACGAGCUGGAUGGGAAAUUCAAGGUGGAAGGAGAGAGGAAGAGCGAGGUGUCGGGGUGGGUGAAGUCGAGCGCGGGCAACUUGACCACCAAUGUGUACAGCAAGGUAGAAUUCGAAAGCAAGAUAGUGUUGAAGCACAACGGGACGAAGAUGAGGGUGAAGCAGGAGGUGAAGGUGGUGGAUAAGGUGCACGUGAGGUCUGAUUCAGGGCAGUCGGUGGCCCAAGUGGCAAGAGAGAGAAGGUACCCUCUGCAGGUGAGGGCGACGGCGAUGGCGGGAUCGGAGAAGGAGACGUACUGGAUCGCGGCGGAGCUGGAGCACUCUUUGAAGGAGGAGAAGAAGGGGAGCGGCGGAUUGAGGAGCGAAUCCGAGAACAGACAGAAGUGUAGGGGGUGGAUGUUUGUGCGAGAGUGUGAGAUCCUGUCGGGCAUGGCGGCGACGUCGCAGAGCUAUUAUGCCAAGGAUGGGUAUGGAUGCUAUGCGCGGCGGGUUGUGGCGGAGGGCGGCGUUGUCAAGAAUGACACGCACAGCGUGCUGUGUGCUGCUUCCUCUUCCUCCUAG